Dendrobium catenatum is the source of this 2870-nucleotide messenger RNA. Its product is annotated as probably inactive leucine-rich repeat receptor-like protein kinase At5g06940. The coding region runs from base 117 to 2747 and encodes 876 amino acids. Gene Ontology annotation, biological process: protein phosphorylation; hormone-mediated signaling pathway. The record is from RefSeq and is a predicted model, not a curated record. Gene Ontology annotation, cellular component: plasma membrane. Gene Ontology annotation, molecular function: protein binding; protein kinase activity; ATP binding. NCBI's taxonomy places the organism in Eukaryota, Viridiplantae, Streptophyta, Magnoliopsida, Asparagales, Orchidaceae. The transcript is spliced from 2 exons.
AAUUAUAAUGAUAUAUUAGAAAAGAAUCACCUCCUCUCAUAGCUCAGCACCUCUGCUUAGUUAAUCCUUUUAGGCUUUUCUCCAUCGUUCUUCAAUUGUUUCUCCUUUCUCCUCUAAUGGCGACCAACUAUACUCUACCUCUUGUUCUUCAUCUCAUUCUCACUCUUUCACUUAUCUCUGUUGUCAGUUCCGUCUCAGAAGAAGACCUCCUCCUUGCCUUCAAGUCCUCCAUUGAGGAUCCCAACUCUUCUCUCUUGAAUUGGUCCCCUAACUCCACUCAGUACUGCAACUGGACUGGCAUCACUUGCUCCUCUUCAUCCCCUCCGUCUGUAACCUCAUUAAAUCUACAAAACCUUAAUCUUUCUGGAGAAAUCUCCCCUUCCAUCUGCCAACUCCCAAAUCUGUACAACCUUAACUUAGCUAGCAAUCACUUCAACCAGCCCAUUCCUCUCCUUCUCUCUCAAUGUGGCUCCCUUGUCACCCUCAACCUCAGCAGCAACAUCCUAUGGGGGACUCUCCCAGAUCAGAUUACCCAUCUCUCUUCUCUGAGGGAGCUUGAUUUCAGCAACAACCGCAUCCAGGGGCAAUUUCCCCUAAGUUUAGGCUUACUUAAUGGACUGCAAGUUCUCAACUUGGGAGGCAACGUAUUCUCAGGUACUGUUCAUCCUCCUAUCUUCAGGAAUUUGAGUGAUUUGGUCGUGCUUGAUUUGUCUCGAAACCCAUCUUUGACAUCAAAACUGCCCACGGAGAUUGGAGAACUUGGAAAGCUGAGAGUGCUUUUGCUACAAAGCUCUGAUUUUUAUGGUCCAAUCCCAGAAUCGUUUCAGGGUUUGCAUGAGCUACAAGUUCUGGAUCUCUCACAGAAUAAUCUAAGUGGUGGUGUCCCUAAAGGGUUAGGUUUGGGCAUGACGAAGCUGGUCUCUGUGGACUUGUCUCAGAACAUUCUAUCUGGUUCGUUUCCUAGUGAAAUUUGCUAUGGUAGAGCUCUCGUGGAGCUCAGCCUCCAUGAAAAUUCAUUCUCUGGUUCAGUUCCUGAAAGCAUUAGCAAAUGCAACACCCUUCAGAGAUUUCAAGUGCAGGAUAAUAUUUUUUCAGGGAAUUUCCCUCAAGGGUUAUGGUCAAUGUCUGAUAUUGUUCUCAUUAGAGCUGAAAAUAAUCGGUUUUCAGGAGAGAUUCCUGACCUAGUUGGAGUGCCAUCCCGGCUCGAGCAGGUUCAGAUUGACAACAACAACUUUACAGGGAGAAUUCCUCACAGCCUCGGUCGAAUACAUACUAUGUAUCGAUUCUCCGCAUCACAAAAUGGAUUGAAUGGAAAUCUUCCUGAAAAUUUCUGUGAUUCACCGGUGAUGAGUAUUAUUAAUCUGUCUCAUAAUUCUUUCUCUGGAUCGAUUCCUGAGUUCAGGAAUUGCGUAAAACUGGUAUCUUUGGCUCUAGCUGAUAACAGGUUCACGGGGAACAUCCCUUCAUCUCUCGCUCAGUUGGCAGUGCUGACAUACAUUGAUCUAUCGAGUAAUGAUCUCAGUGGAGAGAUUCCACCAGAGCUUCAGAACUUGAAGCUUGCAUUAUUUAAUGUCUCUUACAACCAGCUUUCAGGUUCAGUUCCUCUCUAUAUAAUCACAGGCCUUCCAGCAUCAUAUCUUCAAGGAAAUCCUGGAUUAUGUGGACCUGGGCUUCCCAAUACUUGCAGUGUAUUGCCAAAGAGAAGGAAGUCUAAAAACAGUAAGUUGUUGAUUGCUGUGGUUGCACUAACUAUGACUGCUGUGCUAAUGGUUUUAACUGUAAUCAUCUUUGCAAUCCGUCGUAUAUCUCAAAGAAAAUGGAGUUCUAGUGCUUGGAAGCCAGUGUUGUUUGGCUCUCUGGGUAUUUCUGAGGAUGAAAUUUUAAUGGCAUUGGAUGAUAAGAAUAUUAUUGGUAGAGGACCAUUUGGUACAGUUCAUGUCAUUGAGCUACCGGAUGGAGAUUUUGUUGCGGUGAAGAAGUUAAUGAACUUAGGAGUUGUGUCUUCAAAAAGAGUGAAGAAUGAAAUCAAAACUUUGGCUAAGGCUAGGCACAAGAACCUCACAAAAUUACUUGGCUUUUGCUACUCAGAUAGUGUAGUUUUUCUUAUUCAUGAAUAUGUGAAGAAAGGAAGCUUAGGUGAUGCUCUCUUUAGAUCAGAACUCCCAUUAGAGUGGAGAUUUAGAUUGCAAAUAGCUUUGGGAGUUGCUCAGGGCCUAGCUUACCUUCACACGGAUUAUGUCCCACAUUUGCUUCAUCGAAAUAUUAAAUCUAAUAAUAUUCUUCUUGAUGAGGAUUUUCGACCGAAGUUGACUAGCUAUGGUCUUGAUCGAGUAACUGGAGAAGCAUCAUAUCAAGCAUGUUUGGCUUCUGAAUUGGGUUCUUUCUGCUACAUUGCACCAGAACACAGCUGCAGCAAGAAAGCCACUGAGCAAAUGGAUGUCUACAGCUUCGGCGUUGUGCUACUAGAACUCAUUACAGGAAGACCAGCAGAGCAGCCAGAUUCUCGAGAAUCUGUCGAUGUGGUCAAGUGGGUGAGAAGAAAAAUUAAUAUGACAAAUGGGCCUCUCCAAGUUCUUGAUCCGAAGGUCUCAAAUUCUUCCCAGAAAGAGAUGUUUGGUGCACUAGAUCUUGCUCUCCAUUGCACUUCAAUUAUGCCAGAAAAGAGGCCAGGAAUGGCUGAGGUAGUGAGAACUCUGCAUUGUCUUCAAGAUGUUAUUGAACCUCCAAUGAUUUCUUCUGUUGAGUAAUUAAUAACUUUCUGCUACUGGUAUUAAUAGAUUGCUUAGUAUGCAACUUACCUAUGAAGGUGAUGUAAAAGUUGGUUCAAAUGGCUAUUUUUUUAGUGUUUAUUAUUCUUAGUUUUGGUGCUA